GCACUGUAGCCAGAUCGUCUUCUCAGCAUAUGAUGCAAGGAGCUCUUUAAAAUGGAUUUCAGCUCUCCUUUUACUCUGCAGUGCUUGCUGGUGAUAAUAACUGUUACUCAUGGCUCUGUCACCUCGAUCAGUGUGCUCAGGGGCGGCUCAGCAGUCUUUUCUGUGGGAAUCCAAAGUCUGCAGAGCCUCUCCAGAAUGACCAAGGAGAAUGGGAAAUGCUUCACAGCUGUCGUAAAUGAUACUUUGUUGGCCAAGUGUGGCAAUUCUGCUGGCAGGUGCCUGAACUUGGAGAACGGCUCCCUGGUGCUGAGGAGUGUGGAGAAAGAGGACGAAGGAACAUAUGAGUUUGUCUUUCACAACACCACCAGAGUCAUUACACUGGAAGUAUUUGAGCCGGUCAUUGGUAUCCAGUGCUUCCCUAACGGGACUGGAGAGUUGUCCUGUGAUGUGACCAGCAACGAGAGCACCAGCUUUCGGUGGCUGCUGAACGGCGCUGCGCUGAGCGCUCCUGAGGCUUGUGUUAAGGAUGGCGGGAAGAAGGUUCUCCUGGACAAAACCGUCCCCGGGGAAUUUGUCUGUGAGGUUUCCCAUGGGAACAGCAACGUGAGGACCCGGCCCGUUGUGCUGUCUUGCAGCUAUGGAGACCUGCUGCAGUACCCGUGGUUCAUUUACAUCCUGGCAGGGUGCGCAGGGGGUGCGGUUAUCCUGGUGGUAGUUGUGUCCUCACUCAUAUGUUGCUGCAUGAAGAGGAAACACAAGUUCCUCCCGGUGCCUUCAGAGGAGGAGAAGGAUGACGGACUAAUCAUGUCUGUGGUCUCCAGUGAAGGUGUGAAGAGUCCCCCCAAUGGAGACCAUGUUGAGGCUCAAGCCGCCCAAAUUGACUGCCCUCCAAAGCCUGAUGCUGCCCGGACUGGUCAAGGUGUUGAGCCCCAGCCACUGGUGGAAGAAAACUUACCAGUGGAGAUAAACCCUGAGGAAUUGCCAGACCCAGAGGUCAUAGUUGAUGUGGAAAACCAGGAAAAUGCCUCGGACUGUUUCCCAGAUCCAACUGAUGACUGAUCUGGCAUGCUUGCUGAUCCCCACCCUGUCUUGAAGCCUAUGACACCUGUCCUUUGCAUCCCAUAGUCUCAUUGUGUGUAAGAAUUAGUCUGGAAAAUUUUAUCAGAGAAAAGAUGUGAGGUGUCAGGCCUGGUAACCUCAUCUAAAAAAAAAAAAAAAGGGAAAAAGAAAACAUAAGGAAAAACACGUGUGUGGCUUCAAGGCCACACUGCUGUGGGCAGACAGGUUCAUUAACCAACAAAACUGGGCAGCUCUUUGAUGCUUUGUCUGUUAAUAGACCUGCAGCUAAACUAUGGAGCCCUAGAGGACAGCCUGCAAUGAGGCGGGUGGUUCCUCCUGCUCCCUGCCCACCCCAUGCCUUGCCAUGUCUUCACCUGCCGGCGGUUUCUGCCAGGGGCAGGCAUGACAAGUGGAUUUAGGUGGCCUGCUGGUCCCAGAUGGAAACAAAGACCUGCCAGAAAUUUCCUGAGAAAGCCUUUUCUCAGGAGACUUCAAGGCAUUUCUCACAGGCCCUGCGAAAAAGCCCAGUGGAGAUUUUGGCUAGGUAUCUGCUGCGCCGGGUGUCUAUCUGAAUCGCUCCGCUGAACUCCAGACCCUUUGUGCUGUGGCCCUCACCGCCUGCUGCCCGGGGUGGGGAGCGGUGGCAGGGGCUGCUGGCUGCAGAGCCCGGGAGGUGACGCUGCCUGGCUCACCUUUCAGUGCCCUGUAAUGGCAGGGGGCUACCCGUUUUACCUUCGGCCAGCACCUAACUGCUCGGGUUGCCAGUGGGUUCAAACAGCUCUGUCACUAGCUUGCUUGCUUGCAGCAGAAGGGUGCCUGGGGCUUGGGUGUGUAAUUUUGACGGAAAUGUUGAUUAUAAUGCUGAGAUUGUUCACCAGUGCAAGCGUUAGUGCCUUUAGCGUAAGGGUUUAGCUACUACAAGCUGAUGAAGCUGGCCAUCUGCCUGUGCGUGUAGGCUUUUUCAGUGCUGUGCUAUUUGCCCAGACAGCAGCAGUUUUUAGAAUCUCUUAGGCAAGCCUUGCUGCUACGCACGUCCUGUUCUGCUCAGGGGAGGUGUUGCGAGCAGAGCAGCUGGGGUAGACCUGCAGGGAUGAAGGACGAAGCGAGGAGAGGGUAAGGACUUUGUCCCAGGCAGCAGGUAGCUGUGUCCCCGGUGAAGCUGCCAAGGGCUGCAGGGCUGUGAGGCCACAGGGAUGGCUGCAGGGAUGCACUGCCAGAGCAAGGUGUUUGCCGUAUAAGUGCAUUUUGAUAGCCAGAAGCGAGGCACGUUGCUGUUAAACUAGCCCAGUGGACUAGAAGGACAUAGUAGAGUAAAAGCAGAGGUGGUACAGACUGGGGCAGAAGGGGAUGGGGAGGUGUGUAUUGCAUUCCUCUCUUCCCUUGUCGUUUUGUCGCUGUUUUAUAUUGUGCUGGUACUGUGCCAUGAAUCCCUUGGCAGUAGAUUUGAGGUGAAUGCCACCCAGUGAGGUCUGCAAGUGCCCCAGCAAAUUCAAAACCCAGCUGAACGCUUCUCUCCCAGGCGGGGGAGCUGGUGGGACGGCUACAUGCUUACCUGGAGGACCUUCAUAUCUGUGUACAUGGCAAAGCUCUGCGGCGGUGACGCCCAGCCGUAGGUGGUUGCUCUUGCUGUUUCCUUGUCCUGUGACUCUGUUUAGAAGAUUUUUGGAGUUUGUGUGCUGUGUCGGUGGUGAUUCAGCCUGUCUCUGCUUAUUAAGGCUGCUGUAGGAGUCAGAUUUUCCACAGUAAGAGGGAGACAAUAAUUUUUUUCCUCGCGGUGCUGCACUAUCUCCUUUCAGUACAAACAUUCCUCAGAGGCUGUGAGUUGAAUGACAGAAACGUGACGCCAAGGGCUUGGGGUGGCAGCUGCCUAUAGGCAGCACAGUGGCAGCAGCACUGGGGGGACAAGGGCCAGUGUCACUGAAAUGGAGGGACGUAGUCACUUUUGCUUCUCUUCUGCACUUUCCGGCAGGGGCAGGCAGGGGACUGUCAACUCCAGUACAUGCUUCGAAGGCUGAAUGGUGCUCUGAGCUGCACUGGAGAAGAUGACAGCAUUUCAGGUGCUGAGGGUGACAGAGCUGGGCCAGCCUUGUCCUACUGGGCUGGUGUGUCCCAGCUCCAGGUUGCCCUAGUGCUGCCUUGCUGCUGUCGGCCCUGGGAGGGCUGGGGGUGCCCUGGCAGCUUUUAGCACCAACGCUGGUGUAACCCCAGUCUGGGAAGGAUUUUUCCCAUUGAGAUGGGAACCUGAGACUCAAGAAGUCUUUAUGAGGCAGAUAGGACACAGCUGGUUUUCUAUCCAUCCCUGCUGAAGGUGCCGUUCAGCAGCAGGGCAAAGGUUUCUGUUACCGUGAGGACAGGAGAGAAGUUGUGCAGCCUGUGCUCUUCCUUUAAGUGUAUGUGUUUGUGCACAGCUAUUGUUCUUUUUCAGUGGUGGUUUUUUUUGUUUCUUUGUUCCUAAUAAAAAGAUCUGUUUUCUAA
This is a messenger RNA of Calidris pugnax (ruff), 3534 nucleotides long. Its product is annotated as T-cell surface antigen CD2-like. NCBI's taxonomy places the organism in Eukaryota, Metazoa, Chordata, Aves, Charadriiformes, Scolopacidae. The record is from RefSeq and is a predicted model, not a curated record. The transcript is spliced from 6 exons. The coding region runs from base 52 to 1059 and encodes 335 amino acids.